AUGUUUGAAAUUUCUGAGUUCUACAAAGACGCCGUAAACAUCAUUCUGUACUAUGUAUUAAUACUUUUUAAAGAACUUGUGAUUAUAUAUUUGCUAGCUACAACUAUUGAUUUUUGGGUAUGUCCAAGUCCAAUUGGAAAAAUGCCUUUGGUUCACAAACCUAUACCAUUGAUCAAUGGCUUAGAUUUCAUGAUUCCUAAAGCAAUAGAUUGGCAAGAUUCCCCUGCAUUAAAGUUCUGGCAUAUGGCAAGCACGUAUGGAGAUGUAUACCAAAUGAAAAUAGGCACGAAAUUGGUAGUGGUUGCAAACUCGGCAGAUUCCAUUCAGAAGUUAUGGUGUGAGAAAAACGUAAAGGGUAACAAUUCAAGGCCCAUUACGUACAGCUUCCAUAAAAUCUUAUCAAAAGGGAUAUAUACCAUUGGCACCACACCAAUGGGAGAGACGUAUAAAAAAGCUAGAAAACAUGUAAGUGAAAAAGUGUUGUCCGAGAAAAGAAACAAGGAUUUCAACUAUGUGAUUAUGGAUAGAGCAUGCGAUGAAAUGAUUGAAAGAAUCAAAGACAAACAAGGGAGGAAUACAAAUUAUGAUAAAAUCAUCAUCAGCAGUGACUUCCUAAAAGAAGCUCAAUAUUUUCAUUUACAAGUAGCACUUUGGUUAACGUAUGGGUAUGAAUUCAAUCCCGAUGAUAUUGCUCAUAGAUAUUUAGGAGAUCAGAUAAUUGAAUGUGAAAAUAAGAUUACAAAAGUUAGGUCGCAUGUUCAAAAUGCACAAGACUACCUUCCGUCUUUUCUAAAAUUUGUGAUCGCACAGUUUUCAAAGAGAAACUUAGAAAUUCAAAAGUUAUAUUCAAUCAGACAAAAGUACUUGAAAGAAUUUCAUGACUACGUUGUUGGAUUUCAUAGGAAAAUCAAUGAUGAGGAAUACGUAGAGGACAGUUCAACUUUAAAAAAAAACAAGGCAAAAAAACUUGAACAUGUGAAAACCUCGUUGCUGUAUAAGUUUCUUGAAAAAGACCAUGCUGAUAUUGGUUCCAUAGAAAUUAAUUCGGAAUGCUUGACAAUGAUAAGCGCUGGCCUAGAUAACACCCCUCUAAAUUUCAAAUUUGGUUUGCAUAUGUUAGUCAACUACCAUCCCGACUUUUGGGAAGAAGCGUAUAAUGACAUUCUUCAACAUUAUGAUGAUGAUUCGAAAAGAGCAUACAAGGAAUGCUCUAUUGAAAUGAAAAGUGAGUAUGUCAAAGCCAUAGUAGAGGAAACAUUGAGACAUUUCUCGGUCUUACCAAUGUCUUUGCCCAGGGAAGCCACAUGUGAUCUAGUAUACCGAGAAUCGAUAAUACCAAAGGGGACGAUUUUGUUUCUGAAUUGCUAUGCUGGAAAUCAUGAUUCCCGAAGAUUUCCAAAACCAAAUAAGUUUGCACCGUCAAGGUGGCUAAAACCAACAACGGAUCAUGAUGGUAAAACGAACAAAGUAAUUGACAAAUCCCUAAAACACUUUGCCUUUGGUGUUGGAAGCAGGAAAUGUUUAGGUGGUAACUUUGCAACCCGGGAAUUGUAUAUUUUGUUUGCCAAAAUGAUUUUAACAUACAAACCCGCUCCACAACUUGCAAAGGACAUCCCACCAGAUAUCUCCCUAGCACUGAACAUGUUCCCGGAAUCCCUAGCUAUUGAGACCUACCCUUUUGAAAUUCAACUUGAAGAGAGAACCAUGAAUUUGUCAGGUGUUAACGUCAUUUCUCCACCUUCUAACUGA
This is a messenger RNA of Pichia kudriavzevii, 1749 nucleotides long. RefSeq lists its product as uncharacterized. The transcript has a single exon. NCBI's taxonomy places the organism in Eukaryota, Fungi, Ascomycota, Pichiomycetes, Pichiales, Pichiaceae. Gene Ontology annotation, molecular function: monooxygenase activity; heme binding; iron ion binding. Bases 1 to 1749 code for a protein of 582 amino acids. The record is from RefSeq and is a predicted model, not a curated record.